Molecule: messenger RNA, 342 nt
Organism: Trichobilharzia regenti
Lineage: Eukaryota; Metazoa; Platyhelminthes; Trematoda; Strigeidida; Schistosomatidae
Source: the annotation of a GenBank genome assembly
AUGAUGAGCGAAAAAUCACUGUCUUUUCUGCUUUGCAUUAUUGCAAUCAGCGUAGAAUCAUCAUGGUUAUGGAACGAUGAGCCGAAGUUAACAACUUUGCCACCAGAAACGGAAACUACUGAAAUGGCUACUGAAAAAACCACUCCAGAGCCCGGCUUAUUGGGUUCAGUAUUUGAUCUUGUGGGAGGUUUUCUGGGUCCACCGAACAGUCCAACACCCCAGACUUCAACUUCAGUGUCUCCUGAAGGAGGCUCAAUGCCUUCUGCUACGCCAUCUGGUGGUUUAUUAGAUACGUUACUUGGCGCAGGUAAGUUCAUAAAUAAUGUUUGUAUAUUCAUGUAA